CGUCUAUCGUCGCGUGCGCACGCUACUCGUGUUUUGUAACGUUAAUCGCAUAGUUUCGGCUUUUUUUACUUGUGAUACAUUUUUAUGAUUUCACAAAUACUAUGAACUCAACAUAACACCAUGACAGAAAAAUCAGCAAUCCGCUUCGAAGAAGCGGAACGGAAGAAAACAGCCAUUCUUGCCUCGAUAGGAGCUGCUGGUGUGCUCCUGACAUGGCUCGUCAGAGGGUCGAGCCUCCUAAUGACUUCUGUGGCCCUGGUAUCCGCGUAUCUGAUGACCGGGGAUAGAUACCAAUGGGUGUACAUUUGGAAGAAGACGUUUUACAGGGACAUGUUAGGUCUCCGCGUACUCCUGAUCACCAUGUUCAAGAUCUGGAUGUGGGAGAAGAAGGGAAUGACCGUGGUGACCCGCUGGGCCGAGGUGGCUCGACAGGAACCUGACAAGAAAGCCUUCGUCAUGGGCGAUCGUCAUCUGACUUUCAGACAGGGCGAGGAAUUCAGCAACCGCAUCGCCUGGUACUUCAAACGCCAGGGUUUCAAGAGGGGCGAGGUCAUCGCUCUCUUCAUGGAGACCCAGCCAGAAUACGUGUUCAUCUGGCUAGGCCUGGCCAAGCUGCGUGUGACCACGGCUCUGGUCAACACGAAUCUUAGAGGCGCUCAGCUGACACAUUGCCUGAAGAUUGCUGGAUGUAAGGCGCUGGUGUUUGGAGAUGAGUUGUCGGAUGCCGUCAAAGAAAUCAGGAGUGAAAUCCACGACAUACCUCUCUUUCAAUUCAACUCUCCUGACCAUCCAGCACCAUCUCCCAUUCUUCAAGAUGCGUCACCACUAGCCUCAGAACUGACUGAGAUGAGCUCAGCACCUUUUACUGAAGCUGGUGUUGACAGCCCGCGGGACACGCUCAUGUAUAUUUAUACUAGUGGGACCACUGGCUUCCCUAAGGCUGCUGUCAUCACGAAUAUCAGAUACCUCCUAAUCCCACUAGGAGUCCACACAUCAGCUCGUCUGUCCUCAUCCGACGUGGUAUACGAUCCUCUGCCGCUCCACCACACGGCUGGCGGGGUGCUUGGAGCAGGUCAAGCUCUGGUGCUGGGCAGCACCGUGGUACUUCGGAAGAAGUUCUCCGCUUCCAACUAUUGGAGCGAUGUCGCGAAAUAUGGAUGCACUGCAGCUCAAUACAUCGGUGAGAUAUGCCGCUACCUCCUAGCGGUGCCACCUUCACCCAGCGACCAAGCGCACCGCGUACGCGUGAUAAUGGGCAAUGGACUAAGGCCGCAGAUCUGGCAGGAGUUUGUAGAGAGAUUCGGUGUUGAGAGGGUCAUGGAGUUCUAUGGGGCGACAGAGGGGAACAGCAAUUUGAUCAACUUGGAUUCUAAAGUGGGAGCCAUUGGAUUUUUGAGUCGACUUGUAUCAUCAAUUUAUCCUCUAACUCUAGUCAAAUGCGACGAAAUUACUGGUGAAAUUUUAAGGAACAGUGACGGCAGAUGUAUAAGUUGCGGACCUCAUGAACCUGGUCUAUUACUCGGCAAGAUAGACGCUAAAAAGGCUAUCCUCACAUUCGCGGGCUACGCUGACAAGACUGCUUCGGACAAGAAGAUGGUCCGCAAUGUGAAGAAAGAAGGAGACUGCUAUUUCAACACUGGAGACAUACUGGUUAUGGACCACUUCGGCUAUUUCUACUUUAAGGAUCGGACUGGAGAUACUUUCAGGAUCCCACACGUAGAAGGUAAAGCAGGUAUGGCGGCCAUCGCUGACCCGGAGAAGAAACUCGACAUCCCCUACCUCACCAAAGGUCUACGGUCUUCACUCCCUGCCUACGCUAGACCGCUGUUCCUCAGGGUCUUACCCGAACCUCCCCUAACUGCUACAUUCAAGCUGCGUAAAAAAGAUUUAAUAGAACAAAGCUACACUUUAGGUCUUCAUGAAGACCCCAUGUAUUUCUUAGAUCAGAAGACCGGGGAAUAUGUUCCUCUGACGAGGAAGCUGUAUGAUGAUAUAGUUAAAGGUGUCAUAAGACUGUGAUUCUUGCCAUUUUGCGGGUUAACUCUUACUCCUAUUUAGCUUCUAAAUUGUUUUUAAGUAGUAGAUGAAUGAGGGCUUGCACAAAAAAGACAACAAAAUAAACAGACUGAUCUACUUUAUCUGUAAUCUAUAGCAAACUAUCUUCAGAAGCUUCAAUCGAGAGUGCUGAGUGAAAUAUAUAUUUUUAAAAGAAGGUAAUGUUUUUCUCAAUUUUUUGAAAAAUAAAAAAUCUUUGUUAGCUCGAAUGCAGUACGUAAAGUAGAUUUGGAGAAAAGAAUCUCUAGAACAAUUGAAUCUGAAUGAAUCUGGUUUUCUGAUGGGUUUUGCAUGAUGAGCAAAAAAUUAUAUUUUCAUACCAAGCGACAUGGCAGAAAGGUUUAUUAGGUUAAAGAUUUCUUUAGAGAUAAACAGCAUUUAAAAAGUGACGCUCCGUGUCAGAAGAGUCUUUCUGCUACAUGCGUUAUAAAAAUUGACCUUUUCACAAGAAUUUAUAUUGUAUUUUUGAUAAAAUUACUUUACUUUAAUGCAUAAGGACCCUUCUCUUGAGGAAAGCCGCAAAAAUAUAUUGAGGAGGAGCAUCUGUUACAAGUGGACCAAUCAUUUUAGCAAUUUAAUUUUGUGAAUACAUUUUGUGAUAAAAAUGUGAUAAUUUAUACCAAAAUUUACUGUCCUGAAACAGAUCAGCCAUUUUAUUAUAUCUAAGAAUUAAUGAAUACUUAUAGGUAUAAUAUAGGAAUAUUAAAAUAAAUGUAUAUAAAGGAAAUCAUUGCUUUGAUUUUAGACAGUCCUAUCGAUUAUGACUGACGAUUUUUCUAACCCUUUUCCCCUUUUAAUAACUUAAAUUUAUCUUCUUCUUCUGCGUAUCAUUCUUGACAGAGUGGUCAUGGUCAUCAUUCUGUGUCCUGAGAGACACGUUUUACAAUUUUCUGCCAUUUUUCUCUGACGGCCAUAGAGGAAUGACUAAGGGAAGAGUAGUAACUCCAUACAUACUGAUACUAAAAUUACUACUGAA
Messenger RNA from Leguminivora glycinivorella, 3031 nucleotides. RefSeq names its product long-chain fatty acid transport protein 1-like. Gene Ontology annotation, cellular component: endoplasmic reticulum. The transcript has 11 exons. Gene Ontology annotation, biological process: triglyceride homeostasis. Gene Ontology annotation, molecular function: long-chain fatty acid transmembrane transporter activity; long-chain fatty acid-CoA ligase activity. NCBI's taxonomy places the organism in Eukaryota, Metazoa, Arthropoda, Insecta, Lepidoptera, Tortricidae. The record is from RefSeq and is a predicted model, not a curated record. The coding region runs from base 121 to 2019 and encodes 632 amino acids.